AUGUUUGUUAGAUCUUCGAUUUUAGGGGAUUCAGUUUCUGGUGAUGCGUCUCUCCACCGCUGUUCUGAUUACCUUCUCUCUAAAAUCGUCAAUCAUGACCAUUGUCUCUGUUUACGCUCAAACAUACGCCCCCACAGGGGAUUGAUAGCGCUCAUCAGCGACCAGCACUUCCCACGUGACCCUUCCGUUCGCUACUCUGGGACGAAGGUGUGGAAACAAAUGAGAUUUUCGAAAACCAUUGUGGUUGCUGGCAUGAUAAAUCCGCCAAUGUUGUUGUGUGCAAGGUAA
This is a messenger RNA of Lactuca virosa, 288 nucleotides long. The record is from the annotation of a GenBank genome assembly. NCBI's taxonomy places the organism in Eukaryota, Viridiplantae, Streptophyta, Magnoliopsida, Asterales, Asteraceae.